CUACACUCCGUGGCGGACGCCUCAACCGAGUGGCACGUCUGCUCUCAGCCCUGACCCUCGUCCGACAUCUUCACUAGCUGAUACACUAUUAAGCACUUUCUUAUUGGAGCCUAUUUGACCCUCCACUUUCACGCUAAGAACAUUUGCAGGAGGAGUUUGUGAGCAACAGACCAGUAGCGCCAGGCAACGUGUGCGCUGAAUCUUGCAAUCCGUUCCCUCGAACUCCUCUCCCGUCGGCCGCCAUGCGUUCGUAUGCACUAGUCGCGCUGCUUGCGGCGCUCCUGGCGGGCGCCAGUGGAAUAACAGUUUUUAAGUGCUGCGACGAGUACGAGAUGCUUUCGGGGGACGGGAGAUCGUGUGUGCGGACUGAUUGGACUUCCAAAGCUCAAAUCACAUCCGACAGUUUUGUCCCUGGAAUUAAGGUAUUUCUUCCUCCGCUGAAUGAGGACUGGGUGCGAAGCUGGCUGCCGCCCGGUCUGCCACUGCACAGAAUCGAAAGUGUGCUUGCCCAUCAUUUCACCCAUUAUCCAACAUUUCGAUGGGUUUUGCCUGUCAGCGCAUCGUGUGAGUGGAACAACCAAACGCGCGUCGGGGAGGACGUCUUGGGGCCGAAGGUCAUCUACUUCGAUGACGUAUCCGUCGUGCGGCCUAACCCUGGAGGAGGAUUGAGGACAGCUGAGUACUGUGUGGACGCAGCGUUGCCUCCUCUCGGGCCCUUUGCAAUGCAUGUGAACACCAGAUGCACCGAAAAUGAGUGCCUCAGAAUGUGCUGCGAUAACGGGCAAGUGGCGGUUAACAAGAAAGAGAAUUGGAUGUGUGAAGAAAAUAAUCAAAGUGAUUGGACGCCCUUGAAUGCUUCCUCCGCAAGGAACUUGGACCGAGAGUACCCUCACUUCAUUCUGAAAUACUGUCCACGCAUGCACCUCGCAGACCCUCAAGACUUCUCCGCGCAUUUGGGACCCCACCCAAAACGCGACAAUUUCUUCAGCUUUUGGUUAACCUGCUCGGCCUAUCACCGCAACCACAGUACUUUCCAGGAAGGCUUAUUCUACUGUGAAUAUCCACGGGUUGCGAGAGGGUUGUACUGGAUGCUGCAACCACUGUGUGUUGUGUCGGCUUUGCUGCUGGCCGUGGUGCUACUGAAUGUCGCUUGCGAUGGUAGCAUGCGACAGAAGGUGCACGGAUGGUGCCUGGCAAGCCAUGCUCUCUGCCUUUUUGGAUUCAAUGUCGGACAGAUUGUGUACUAUGUGCUGGUCAGAUACGUUGAUGAAUCGCUUUCGAUUAUAGGAGACGGUUGCAGACAUUUCGUCUUGGCAUGGGGACUGCCCGCUCUGCUGACGAUCACGUGUUCCUUCCUGUUUACUCCUUGGGACAUAAUGAGGGGCACCGCGGAACCGCCGUGGGAGCCAUCGCUUGCGGAGGCGAGAGUGUGCUUCAACGAACCUCACGAUCCGAAUGAUGCAGAUGGUAGAAUAUACAAUUUAUAUUCUUACAAAUACGGAACCGCUAUCUUCUUUUACGGCCCUGUGUUAAGUCUAAUGUUCUGCAACGUCGCCAGUCUCUCUAUCACCUUGAGGAAGAUUAAGCGUCUCAGAAGAGGGAACUCGGUUCUACGCAGAGAGGGAGAUGCGAGGCAGCGCCAAGCGGAGGGGAAUCCCCGAUGUGCAGCGAUCGUCCAAAGCGCUAAUGGAGGGACCUCCGGGAGCGGCAACGGCGGCAGCAAUCGAAGAGAAGUGGAUGCGAAAGCAAUUAAAAUGUAUCUGAAAAUGAUACUGAUGACAGGAGCACUAGAAUUCAUUUCGGAGAUCAUAAUCUGGACCACCACACAAAUGGAAUUCAAAUAUUCUUUGAACCCUGAUACACCCGACUUAUCAUUUGCCUUAGAUGAUUACCAUCUCCCUUACCGCUCGUCAGGGUACGUGACGGACUUCUUGAGGGCGGUGUGCGUCGCCUGGUUAGCCGCCCCGGAGGGAGGCUACUUGGGCCCAAUCCUAAGGCGUCUGCGAGGAGUCAAGAAAUAGAAACUGCAUUUCAUCUCUUCGCCGAAUACGACAAACAGAAAUUGCUUACACCACUACAUCUUCACGGACAAGUUGUGUCCAAUUCCGUUUGGUGUGCUUGGUUUCAAUGCAGUGCUCAUAUAUGAGAGAUCAGGUGCUAUUGAGCUAUAAUGGUAUCAUUCGUUCAAUUGUCCACUUUUCACUUAAAUAAUCAAGUCUCUCGCAAUUCAAUUACAUUAUAAAUAGAUGCUCUGUUCCUGUAUUAACUUUCUCGUAUUUUAACAGCUUAGCUUAUUUGACAUGUAGAUUUGCAGAUACAAUUGAGGACAUGUGCUUGCUUCUCGUAGUUAUUGUGAAUGAUGUCUGUUGUAAUAUUAUUUGUACUUGUGUCCAGUGUGGCCAGUAGUACCAAAUUGUCGAAUUUCAAUCCGCAUCGAGCCAUGCGGACGACUAAAAAAAUCCGAAUUUUUACAAUUUAUGAAAAUGAUGGUAUUUUAUAUUGUUUUUAGCCUUUUUUUGCAAUGCUCACACACAGGUGACGCUUUGUUCCAGUUCCCACAGAAAACUUUACAUUUUCUGUUAUACAAGGAAAUAGAGACGUAUGUUCAAGACACACAACUGGUGGUUUGCACAUGCGUACCGUCAGAGUCGAGUGUCUCGACUCUCGAUGGUCUACACCGUCUCGACACUACGCAAGUGCAAAGCAAAAACAGCACACGGCAAAUCGUCAACUAGAAAAGCAAUUUUUGACUUUCUGCAGUUUGUACAUGGUCGAAAACUUAGAGUUUAACUGCUGCGUGGAUACAUGCAAUAUAUUUAAAGAAAAAACAUUCAUAACCUUUUUCCUGGUACCUGAGGACUCGACAAUUUCUUCUCAUAUCAUAAUUAAACUAGUGGUGCUACAACAGCACAUACUUUAUCGCGUUAUUGGAAACAGCUAUGUAAUAAUAAAGU
This is a messenger RNA of Gryllus bimaculatus (two-spotted cricket), 2954 nucleotides long. NCBI's taxonomy places the organism in Eukaryota, Metazoa, Arthropoda, Insecta, Orthoptera, Gryllidae. The record is from the annotation of a GenBank genome assembly.